AUGCCGAAGGAGCGAUUCAACGAGGAGAAGAAGGGCAUCGCGGUGCGCAUCCAGGAGCUGAUUGCGCAGGGCGAGUCGAUUACGCAGAUGAUGGAAGGCACGAAGAACAGCUCGCUGGGAUGGAAGGAAAAGCGCCGGCUGAAGAAGGAGGCGAAGAAGGCGUUGGACCAGUACCGAGCAGAAUGCAAGGAGCUGGACAAUGACUAUCUGAAACUCCGCGCGGAGCAUCUCAACUACAAAGAAAACAACCCUCUCUUGCCCGUGGCGAAGCUGAUUCUCGGCAUUCUCUCCAUCAUCAUCUCCAUCCUGUGGCUGCUCCAGCUGAUCUUCUACGUCUUCCCCAAGCAAUUCACUGGCGUCUCGCUCUUCCCCUUCCUCAACUCGAUGUUCAUCGGUCUGAACGACUACUUCCCGAUCCUGGCCUCCGUUCUGCUGCUCGUCUUCGCGCUGUAUUUCAUGUUCUGCACGAUCAACGGCGGAUUCAGCUUCGGUCUGCGCAUGUUCCUCAUGAACGUGCACGAAAUGGAGCCGCACGACACGCUGAUCACGUCGCUCGUGUUCAACGGAGGUCUGAUCCUCAUGACGGUCCUGCCGCUUCUGCAGUUCUGCUCGAAAGCGUUCGGCGAUUAUGCUGCGCAGUCCGAAGUGAUUGAUAUCCUUGCGUGCAGAGUUGUGCAGCGUGGAGAUCCUUGA
Blastocystis hominis is the source of this 693-nucleotide messenger RNA. RefSeq lists its product as hypothetical. The transcript has 4 exons. Lineage: Eukaryota; Bigyra; Opalinata; Blastocystidae. The coding region runs from base 1 to 693 and encodes 230 amino acids. The record is from RefSeq and is a predicted model, not a curated record.